Messenger RNA from Phytophthora sojae, 1464 nucleotides. RefSeq lists its product as hypothetical. Gene Ontology annotation, cellular component: cytoplasm; microtubule. Bases 1 to 1464 code for a protein of 487 amino acids. Gene Ontology annotation, molecular function: structural constituent of cytoskeleton; GTP binding. NCBI's taxonomy places the organism in Eukaryota, Oomycota, Peronosporomycetes, Peronosporales, Peronosporaceae. The record is from RefSeq and is a predicted model, not a curated record. The transcript has 3 exons. Gene Ontology annotation, biological process: mitotic cell cycle; microtubule cytoskeleton organization.
AUGCCGCGCGAGCUCAUCACUCUGCAGGUGGGCCAAUGCGGCAACCAGAUCGGCCGCCAGUUCUGGCAGCUGGCGCUGGAGGAGCACGCGCAGCACUCGCGGCGCGCCGUGUUCGACGAGAGCAUGAGCAGCUUCUUCCGCAACGUGGACGCGCGCGCCUCGCCGCCCAUGGACCUGCCGUUCAACGCGGGCCGGUCGGCCAUCAGGUCGCUCAAGGCGCGCGCCAUCCUCGUGGACAUGGAGCAGGGCCCCGUGGCCGAGACGAUGGCCGGGCCGUUGGGCGAGCUCUUCGACCAGCAGCAGCUGCUCACGGACGUGUCCGGCUCGGGCAACAAUUGGGCGCACGGCCACUGCGUCUACGGCCCCAAGUACGACGAGCAGUUGCAGGACAAGCUGCACCAGGCCGUGGAGCUCUGCGACUCGCUGCAGUCCUUCUUCGUCAUGCACUCCAUGGGCGGAGGCACGGGCUCGGGGCUCGGCACGUACAUCCUGGGGCUGCUGGAGGACCAGUACCCGGACGUGUAUCGGUUCGCGACCGUCGUCUUCCCGUCCGAGGACGACGACGUGGUCACGUCUCCGUACAACAGCAUGCUGGCCCUGCGAGAGCUCACGGAGCACGCGGACUGCGUGCUGCCCAUUGAGAACGAGGCGCUGAUGGAAAUGUGCGCCAAAAUCGACAGGGGGACGGCGUCGGCCGCGCUCUCAGGCUUCGGCUCGGAGGAGAGCGCGGCUCGAGUAGUGGACGACUCGCGGCUCACGGACGGUGUGGACUUGAGGCAGCUGGAGAACGCGUUCGGGGAGAUGAACAAUAUCGUGGCCCGGCUGCUGACGAAUCUGACCAGCUCCAUGAGGUUCGAGGGAUCCUUGAACGUAGAUCUGAACGAGAUCACGACCAACCUGGUGCCGUUCCCCAAGCUCCACUUCUUGCUCUCGAGCAUGAGUCCGGUCUUCGCGACGGCCGACCCGAGGCAGCAGCCUCGCCGACUGAACCAAAUGUUCUCCGAGGCAUUUCAAAGGGACCAUCAGCUCAUCCGGGCCAACCCCCGAGCUAGCGUCUACUUGGCGUGCGGCCUCUUGAUGCGUGGAAACGUCGAGGUGUCCGACAUCAACGCCAACAUCCAGCGCCUGCAGUCCGAAGUGCGCAUGAUCCACUGGAAUCAAGAGGGCUUCAAGGUCGGCGUCUGCUCAGUGCCGCCUGUGGGGCAGAAGUCGUCGCUGCUGUGUCUGUCCAACAACUGCUGCAUCCGCGAGACGUUUGAGCGUCUGCACACGCGCUUCCACAAGCUCUACAGCCGUAGGGCGCACAUGCACCACUACACCGAGUUCAUGGACGUCGGCAUGCUCGACGAGGCGCAGGAGAACGCGCGAUACCUCAUUGGAGAGUAUGCGAAGUUGGAGAGCGCGUCCGACGCCACGCAGCCGACAAUCACGCGAAGUACGAGACGGUUGCAGCCACUGUACUAA